This is a messenger RNA of Acaromyces ingoldii, 3096 nucleotides long. RefSeq lists its product as hypothetical. The record is from RefSeq and is a predicted model, not a curated record. The transcript has a single exon. The coding region runs from base 1 to 3096 and encodes 1031 amino acids. Gene Ontology annotation, molecular function: mRNA binding. Gene Ontology annotation, cellular component: nucleus. Lineage: Eukaryota; Fungi; Basidiomycota; Exobasidiomycetes; Exobasidiales; Cryptobasidiaceae.
AUGGCCGCUCCGGCAAGUGCGGCGUCGACAUCUGUCCCCUCUCCCUCCUCAUCUGCAUCUUCCAGCGGCGCAGCAAGUGCUGGCAAAAGACACUCGGUCUCGUCGAUGGCAGUCCCCGCCACUGGCUCGUCCUCCUUCCCGGCGUGGAGCACCUCGACUUCGCAGGCCCCCCGGGGUGCGUGGCAAACUCGGCUUCCAACCUCUCAGUCGCCAACCCAAACGAGCGAGGCUGCUCGUUCGUCGACGUCGACGCCAGCAUCAGUGGUGGCGUCUUCCAUCUCGCCCGUGGCCACCGCGGCGACCCCGCUCAACUCUUCCUCAAUCAAGCCUUCGCCGCCAAGCAUGGGUGAUGCGAGCGACAAGAUGCCAUCUUCGAUGACGGGCGCAUCUACUGCCACCAAUGUGUGGGAGGCUCGACGAAAGCAGCUGGCUGAAAAGGAAAGAGAACGUGAAAAGGAUAGGGAGCGAGAAGAAGACAGGGACAGACGAAAGGCGUCGACCUCUUCCUCGACCUCGUUGCCCCUUGGCGCUUCUGCGUUAGCGUCACACAACAACACUGACGAAGGAGUAAGGGUUGCGCCACCACCAGCAUCGACAACAAAGGCGGCAGCGGCCGUCUCGGACAACAAUGCAUGGUUGGACAGAAUCUCGAUGCUCAAUGGAGGUGCCAAGGUGUCUCCAAGCGCCGGAGGCGAGCACCAAUCUCAGCCUUCUGGGCAAGAGGACAGAGAGGACAAGGAGCUGCACAAUGGUGUCGCGGAGCGUGCAGCAAAUGAUGCCCACGCAGAAGCCUCUCUCAGGGACGAGGUGGAGCCAGUCGCCGCCAACGGACACGCAUCAGAGGCUCGCUUCAACCAAGAGAGAACACGGAGGAGAUCGAAUGCCUCAACAGCAAGCAGGAAAGAUCGCUCGUCGUCGAUUGUCUCCCGCGGGCCAUCAAUGGGCGACACAGAAGACUGGCCAAGCCCGACGGCAGCUACCAUUGACAGCAGAAGCGGCGCGGGCACCCUCUCGGGUGACUCGGAUGCGCUGAUGCAUCGUCGGCGGGUCAGCGAGAGCUCCUCGACGGCAGCCCAGCAACAGCUUGGUCUCCAGGGUCUGGAUGUCGAGGUGCUGCGGCAGCAGGGAAAGAAGGCAGGUGGCAAGCAGUGGAUCUCAAUUGUCCCCAACAUCACACACAAUGCGCCGCCUCCUGCAGGUGGCAAGUCAAAGAAAGCGGCGAGCAACAGCAAUGGCGCUGGCGCUGGCGCCGGCUCCCAGAAAAGUCAACCGAAGCCAAAAGAUGCAAAGAGCUUGCCGGGGAGGAGCGCCAGCGGGCCCCCCGCGGACUCUUUGUAUUCUUCGAUACCUGCUUCCAUGCCUGCGGGCUCGAAGCAAGACGACCAGGAUCGAUCGACGAGAGUUGAGAAAGGGUUUCGUAAGGUCGCAUCGGCAGAGGCCGAGGAUGAGCCUUCCCCAGCUGGCUCCGUCUCAGCAAGUCUCAAGGACGACGAUGAACACAGAGGCCGUCGAAAGGAUGUGGGCGGCGAAGGCAGCAGCGAAGAGGCUGCAAAUAGCAAGCUCUUGUCCUCCUUCCACGCUCUCACCGUCGAUGGACCCGGCGGAGAAGGUCGACGCUCUGCUUCCAUGCCCAAACAACGAUCUUCUUCGGUAAAGGGAACCACAUUGGGACCUCGCUUCAACAACUUGCGAGUCUCGCAGCGAGGUGACCUCUCAGCAGGUCCAAUGUCACCAUCUGGAGCGGCGACUCCGCUCUCGGACCCACCCACGGUGGACCUGAACCGGCCUGCACAUUUGCCACCGACACCAACGGGUCUUGAGGCGCAAUUGGCGGCGGCGGCCGCCUCUGCCGCUACGACAGCCGCCUCGUCUACCUGGAGUGGCUCACCCGGUCCCUCUUCUCCCUAUCCUUAUCAGCGCCCUCCUCGAUUGAAUCAAGACGGAUCGUUUUCUCCAACACGAGCUACCGACCCCUUGGCGCUGAGCCCGUCUCAAGAACCGUGGAGGCCCAUGCCUCGACGAGGAAGGGGUCGCGGCAGAGGAAGGGGGGCCAGUCACCACGCAUACGCGGACUACCACAAUCGAUACGGCACAAGCUACGAGGAGCAGCAGCAAGCUUGGGCGUCUGCUUAUGGAGAGUACCCGACUGCUUAUCAAGGCUAUCCGCCCUUUCCUAUGGCUGCCGAUCCUGCCCUUUACCGUCAACAGCCCAUGUACGGUUACCCUCCCGCCGCACCUUUUCCCCCAUCUUCGCCAGCCCAAGAGAGCACGACUCCGGCCGAGUAUGCCUCGCAGGCUAACAAAGAAAGCGAAGAUGGACCCACGCUUCGGUUGCUCAACCAGAUCGAGUUCUACUUCUCUCAUCGCAACCUUCAGGGCGACUUUUUCCUGCGCCAGUGCAUGGACCGCGAAGGCUGGGUGCCCGUCUCGACGGUGGCGAGCUUCAAUCGGGUCAGAAGCCUGACGACGGAUCUAACGUUGGUCCUGGACACGUUGAUGUAUUCCACUGUCCUCGCUGUCGAUUCAGAGCAUCGCAGGGUGAGAAAGGCAGUCGGAUGGGAGCCUUACGUCCUGGCUGGGGCGGCCGAGCCUGUCUGUAGCCAACCAAGUCAGCCCCAUUACCACCACCACCAUCAUCUCCAGUACGCCAUGCAUGCUCCGCCGACGAUGCUCGCUCCCGUCUUCUAUCCUCGCGGGUCGCUCAUUGCCAACAGUGAUGAUCCUGCCCUCUCUGGCGAGCGUCCUUCUUCUUCGAGCGAUCAUCAAGGAGAUCACAGCCGCGAAAAGACGAGUAGCGACAACAACGCUGGUGUGUCAUCUUCGUCGACGGCGACGCCAGCUACGGAUGUUUCAAAGGUCGGUGGGUCAAAUUACACAGGCUACUCGAGCCCACCGAGCACCAUUUCGAGGAGUGCGAGCCAGAUGGACAACGAAGCGGCCACUGCACCUCUUCCUGCAGCAGGAGGGGGGAAGGAUGAAUUGGCGAAGAACAGGGACGACCACGCUAGUAACAGCACCGACGACGAGGGCGACGUCACCCUGGGUGUGGUGGCGGCCGAGGGAUUAGGAGGCACGCUGAACAGCAAGGGCGGUUGA